Molecule: messenger RNA, 2994 nt
Organism: Silurus meridionalis
Lineage: Eukaryota; Metazoa; Chordata; Actinopteri; Siluriformes; Siluridae
Gene: npbwr2b
Product: neuropeptides B/W receptor 2b
Exons: 3
Coding region: 1367-2386 (339 amino acids)
Biological process (GO): neuropeptide signaling pathway
Cellular component (GO): neuron projection; membrane
Molecular function (GO): neuropeptide receptor activity; neuropeptide binding
Source: RefSeq, a predicted model, not a curated record
AGUUUCAUUAACCUUCAUUUGUAUUGAUAGUGCAAAGAAUAGUUUAGUUUAUUUUUUUCCCUUUUCUCAGUGUAUAGAAAUUCCUAUUUUUUUUCCCCUUGACACACAAUUGUAAAAAUUAAAAUGUUUCUAUUUUUGUUUUUGUUUUCAUGCCUCCUGUGACACUUAAAUCUUCUGAGGGCUCUGUAAUAAUGUUAUAACGCUGAAUAAGCAAGAACAAAAUCUUGGAAAAUUAUAGAGGAAAACAGUGUUAAAAUUCCUAACACUCUCCUAGUUAGUGGUGUAACUGGAACUGAGAAACUGAGUCACAGAAAUCUCAGAUUGUGGAGUACAAUUCUGGUCAGGCUGUGAUAAACCUUCAGACGCUGUUGAUGUAUGUUCAACAGGUGAAAGACAUCCUGAUAUUUCCUUCCAUGCAGUAGCUCUACCAAAUAUCUACUCUCAAAAUAUUUUAAGAGAUGUAACCCAGACUUACCUUAAUAAGUUGAACAUUUUAGCAAAAUUAAGUGGGGAAGACCCACUAUCCCAUAUCAGCAUAGCUAUAACCCCAGCAAUGGCUUGGUUUGCUACUACGCCUCUGUAGUCAACAUAUGACAGACGUCAGUGCAAUGCUACAAACACUUCCUGUGCCAUAACAAGGCUUCAGUGUGGGAUAGUUUACAACUUCAGCAUGCAGGUCUCAGAUGAAGCAUGUUACAGCACCAAGUAGUACAGAGAAAAGCAGGUAAAGAAAUGUUCACAAAAUUUUUUCCAAGCAAUUGCUUAGAUUGCACCAGCUAUAAAGAGUUCUCUUACCAAGCUCUCUGUUUUUUUUUUUUUUUUUAAUCUCUGUUGAAGUUGUACCACAAGUAUACAUAUAUUAUUAUUAUUAUUUCAGAUAUUUGAAUGAAAGAACGUCUAAUGUAAUAUUUUAUGCUUCCUGUAUCACACAGUGCCAUGUCUCCCAGCUGUAAUAAGAAAUGUCACUGGUCAAUUCGAAAAUGACACUUUGGUAUUAGUAAACUUAUUGAACUGCAUGGCUGUCCAGUGCGUAGUAGAGCUCAUUGGCACGUUUAUGAAUGGCAAUCUUGUGCAGCUGGACUCCUACUGGACAGAGAGGAUCCUACUCGUGGUGUCAUUGCUGGAAGUGAAGCAAUGACUGGAUCACCUUUCAUUCUUAUCUAUGGAUCUACAGUUAAGUUGCUGGGAAGCGAACAACCCGCGCUGCUCGGCUGCAGAACACAGGAGAGAGCGCUCCAAGAAAGUCUGAUCUAAAAAGGUCUCGUGAUGAAAGAAGCAGCAGAUACCCAACAUCAGACCUCAGCCUGGAAGAAAGAACUGUGUGACUGAACUAGAGCAGUAAUCCCAGAGCCACGGUUUUUACACUAUGGAGAAUAUUUCAAACCCCGUGAAGACAAACUCACAAUGCAACUUCAGCAUGUACUUUUAUUACCAAAGUUCUCCCAACCGCUCUGAUUUUAACUGCACACCACCUGCGGACUACUUCUUUUACGCAGAUCUGUAUGUCGUUCUCCCGGUCAUUUACUCAGUGAUAUGUGCAGUAGGAUUAACAGGUAACACCGCAGUUAUCUAUGUCAUACUAAAGGCGCCUAAAAUGAAGACAGUAACUAAUAUGUUUAUUCUAAAUUUGGCAAUAGCUGAUGAUCUCUUUACGUUAGUUUUGCCUAUUAAUAUCGCGGAGCAUCUCUUGCAUUACUGGCCCUUUGGCGAAGUGCUCUGCAAAAUCAUUUUGAGCAUUGACCAUUACAAUAUAUUCUCGAGUAUAUAUUUUCUCACAGUUAUGAGCGUGGAUCGAUACCUGGUGGUUCUGGCCACGGUGCGCUCCAAGCGCAUGCCGUAUCGCACCUACAGGGCAGCCAAAAUAGUCAGCUUGUGCGUUUGGAUGCUGGUGAUUCUCAUCGUGGUGCCAUUUACAGUGUUCGGAGGAGUCUACAUCAGCCCGGACGACACCGAUAGAAAAAGUUGCGUGCUAAGUUUUCCCAGCCCAGAAGGCUUAUGGUUCAAAGCCAGCCGGAUUUAUACUCUCAUUCUAGGCUUUGCCAUUCCCGUGUCCACCAUCUGCAUACUUUACACUAUGAUGCUGUACAAAUUGCGCAACAUGAGGCUCAACACUAACGCCAAGGCGCUGGACAAGGCUAAAAAGAAAGUAACCAUCAUGGUGUUCAUCGUGCUCGCCGUGUGUUUGUUCUGCUGGACUCCAUUCCACCUCAGCACCAUCGUAGCUCUUACUACGGAUCUGGGCACCACGCCGCUCGUCAUCGGCAUUUCUUAUUUCAUCACCAGUUUGAGUUACGCCAACUCCUGCCUGAAUCCUUUUCUCUACGCUUUCUUGGAUGACAGUUUCAGGAAAGCGUUUAAGAAGAUGCUAGAAUGUAAGGCUGGUUAAACGUAGAGCACAUGCUGCAAUUAGGUGUCUUUAAAGACUUCAUAGCCUUGCUGAACAGUAAAAUCACACAGCUCGCCUGAACUGGUAGACUAGAACGUCAUUAAAUGGAUGUGGCAUUGAAUGUCAGUAUUUGUCUCCCUCUUGUGCCUAUUGUGUGAACAUCUCUUUUUUAACUAUGAGCUUUAAUCAUUACGCACUUUGCUAUAGUCAUGUUUAACUAUUAAGAUGACAAAAUAUCUUUGUCUAAACAUUUUUUUAAGUGCACACGUGUACGUGUCUAUACUGAACUGAACCUCAACAUUAUUUGUAACCUAUUAUCAUUAUAAUUAAUUGUAAAAUAUAAAUGCAAUGAUAUGGUGCCCAACUGGAAUUCACGCUGAAAGACAGUUUUCUAAUAGUGUCAAAGGUAUAUAUUCCAUACAGGGUGGCAUAUAGUACAUGUUGCUCAACCUUAAUGUUAUACAAAGGAACACAUUGGUUUCGUUUGCUUUGCCGGCAGUUGUGUAGGUCAGUAAUAGAAAAAAAUAUACAUAUUUUGGUUUUUGUCUUUAUUAAAAAGCCACCAUAUAAAUUAGCUCUUUCAUUUUUUUUAUGCAUAUGUUAUGUAU